AUGAAUAACUCAAAAUGUCAAAGCACCGGAUAUACACCUGCAUAUCUAACUUUUGGUCGAGAAUGUCGCACUAUAGACGACGUCACAAACAACAUAAGAACAAUACAAGAUACAGAAAACUACAUACCACAAAUUGCAGCAAAACUAUCAGAAUUGUCAACAGUACUUCAAAAUGCGAAAGAACAGACCGAGUCCACUCAAGAUCGUAAUAAGGCCUACGUCGAUACAAAAAGACGCCCACAAGUAGAGAUCAGAGAGGGAGAUGAGGUCCUGGUUACAACUCACAUACUAAGUCAAGCGGCGAAAAACAUUACUGCAAAGUUCGUUCCAAAGCGGGACGGCCCAUAUGUCGUUGUUGGUAAAGUCGGAUCAUCUUCUUUCCAAAUUGCUAACAAAGAUGACCUUAUGCUUCCGGUUGGCACGUAUCAUGUGUCGGCCCUAACCAAGAUAAAUCAAGAGAAGACAACUACUGCUGAGCCUAUCCAUCGAUUGCGCAAAAGAGGACGCCCCAAAAAGCGCUACUAA
Molecule: messenger RNA, 525 nt
Organism: Episyrphus balteatus (marmalade hoverfly)
Lineage: Eukaryota; Metazoa; Arthropoda; Insecta; Diptera; Syrphidae
Exons: 1
Coding region: 1-525 (174 amino acids)
Source: RefSeq, a predicted model, not a curated record